GGUGUGUCAGUGUGUCUUAGGUUUGCAGGUGCUCAUUUGUUGACUGGCUUUAGGGCUUCAGACACACUGCACCCGUUGCAAGAAGUUUUUCCCUUGGAGCUGCUGAAGAACCCAGUCACAUAAGGAGGGGGACUGAGCACAUACAGCUGCCAAGAUGUGUGACAUGGGUGGACUGGAUAACCUGGUGGCCAACACGGCCUACCUCAAAGCCCAGGGUGGUGAUGACAAGGAAAUGAAAAAGCGCCGUCGCAGCUUGUCUCUACCCAAGACGGAGCAAUGCAAUGUUGUCCGAGCCUCCUUGGAGAAGGACUUUACGACAGUCUGUGAAAGGCAACCUAUUGGCAAAAAGUUUUUUCGGGAAUUCCUGUCAAGUAAUGCCCAGUUCAAGCUUGCUGCAGAAUUCUUGGAUGAGCUUUAUGACUGGGAUCUGUCGGAAGGUGCAGUAAAAGACAAGUCGCGUCAGAACAUCAUGAACAAGUAUUGCAAGGCGGACUCCAAGAACUUCUUGGCCUUUCUCACUGGGGAGGCCUCUGACAAAUGCAAGUCUGUGACAGAUGCCAACUUCAGUGAGGUGAUGAAAGGCAAAGUCCAAGAAGGUGUGAGAGAAUAUCUGAAAGACAAACCCUUCACAGAUUACCAGGCCAGUCCGUUUUUUGAUAAAUUUCUCCAGUGGAAGGAGUAUGAGAAGCAGCCCAUCAGCGACAAGUACUUCUAUGAGUUCAGAACCUUGGGAAAGGGUGGCUUUGGAGAGGUAUGCGCCGUUCAGGUGAAAAACACAGGCCAGAUGUAUGCCUGCAAGAAAUUGUGUAAAAAGCGUCUGAAGAAGAAGGGCGGAGAGAAGAUGGCCCUUUUAGAGAAAAAAAUCCUGGAGAAGGUCAACAGUCUGUUUCUGGUCAAUUUGGCCUACGCUUAUGACAGCAAGACCCACCUGUGCCUUGUCAUGACCCUGAUGAAUGGCGGAGACCUUAAGUACCACAUCUACAACAUAGGCUAUGACGGCAAAGGCGUGGACAAGGGCAUUGAGAUGAAGCGCAUUGUUCACUACACGGCCCAAAUCACCACGGGGAUUCUGCACCUGCAUGAGAUGGAUAUCGUUUAUCGGGACAUGAAGCCGGAGAACGUGUUGCUGGACAGCCAAGGCCAGUGUCGACUUUCAGAUUUGGGUCUGGCCAUAGAGCUGGUCCCAGGCAAGACCGUCACCCAGAUGGCUGGCACAGGAGCGUACAUGGCUCCAGAGCUCUUGAACAAAACUCCAUACAGGACAUCUGUGGACUGGUGGGCGCUGGGUUGCAGCAUUUACGAGAUGGUGGCCGGCUACACGCCUUUUAAAGGCCCCGACAGCAAAAAGGAGAAGGUGGAGAAGGAGGAGGUGCAGCGUCGUAUUGUCAGCGAGGAACCCAAGUGGGAGCACAAGUGUUUUGAUGCCAGCACGAAGGACAUCAUCCAGCUUUUCCUCAAGAAGAAAAUCGAGGAGCGUCUGGGGAUGAAGAAUAACAUGGAGGAUCCCAGGUUGCACCCGUGGUUCAAGAGCAUCAACUUCCCACGUCUAGAGGCCGGGCUGGUGGAUCCUCCGUGGGUGCCCAAGCCCAACGUCGUCUAUGCAAAGGACACGGGAGACAUUGCAGAGUUCUCCGAAAUCAAAGGCAUUGAAUUUGACGCCAAGGAUGACAAAUUCUUCAAGGAGUUCAGCACAGGUGCCGUGCCCAUACCCUGGCAGCAAGAGAUGAUCGAAACAGGACUGUUCGAUGAGCUCAACGAUCCCAACCGGAAAGAAGGAGGCGGGGGUGAUUUAGAUGGCGAUGCGAAAUCCGGCACGUGUAUAUUGCUGUGAGAGGACUCGUCAUAUAACUUUUUGUCAAUCACAACAUUCAAAAAGAUGGUGGACACUUCAAGUAUGAUGCGGCAUACGAUCUCAGGCUGAGCUCCCCUGGUCCUGGGGCAACAGAAGGAGGAUCAAAUGGUAUUUGUGCUGCACCAAUUCUUUUGUUAAUAUCUUUAAUUGUGUCAACUUUCAUACAUGUUGACCAGGAAUGUCAGCUCUGUGUUGUCAUGUCAUCCGAGCUCUAUAGAGUUAGUCGAAGGCUUUUGUGCCACAAUUACUAAACUAUAGUUAGUAAUGCAGCUGAGAUAGGCUCCAGCACCCCUUGCGACUCCGAAAGGGACAAGCGGUAAAAAAUGGAUGGAUGUAUGAAUGGAUAGUUAGUGGAGGAAGUGUCAGGUGCGUCGACUAGAGACAUAUGAAUCACUUCUCUGGCUGAUUUGACGAUGCCAUCAUAAGGUUACACACCAUGAAAAGUGCUUUUUCACCAUAUGUAUGGCAGGUAGUUGUAGUCCUAUCCUUAACCUCAUUGUCUGACCUCAGCUUUAUAUUCAUUCAACAAGUGUACAUAUUGUAAAUAAAGACUAUGUGUAGAGAGUUUAAAACAGAAGGUUUAGUCGAAAAAUACCUAAUGUUGGUGCUAUGAGGCAUAUCAACUAAUAGCUAUGUAUGGACUAUUCAUUCCUAACGGUUGAGGAGGUUUCUGAAGGGGUAUUGGAAUGUUCUGUUUUCCCCGCCCACACCUUCCAAGCAGAAUGUGACUAACCAAAACCAGAUGCUGAGAAAACAUCUGCACGUUUUGUUGUAUAAUGAGGAUUUAGUAGUAGGUUGUACAAAAAGAAUGAGCACUAUUUGAAGUUAAUGUUGUGGUGUUGCAACUGGGAAAUUGCUAGGAUUUGCAGGUUUGGACCAUAUUAAUUUAAAAAACAAAACAGAGAAACAUUACUUUUUGUAUUUGAUGCUACUAAAUUCUCAUGAGACAGGGGAGUGAAAUUGUACACGUCCUAUUUUUUUCUUUAGGGAGAGUUUUUACAGUGACUGUGAAAAAAAUGAUUAAAGGUGGCUUAACAUGCUACAUAGAAGUAACAGAUGUACUGAUGGAAUUUCCUUGAAUCCUUUGAAUAAAGGGAAAUGCAUGUCUUUUAAAA
Nerophis lumbriciformis (worm pipefish) is the source of this 2967-nucleotide messenger RNA. RefSeq names its product G protein-coupled receptor kinase 7a (gene grk7a). Gene Ontology annotation, cellular component: cytoplasm. Gene Ontology annotation, biological process: signal transduction; protein phosphorylation; regulation of signal transduction. The record is from RefSeq and is a predicted model, not a curated record. Lineage: Eukaryota; Metazoa; Chordata; Actinopteri; Syngnathiformes; Syngnathidae. Gene Ontology annotation, molecular function: rhodopsin kinase activity; ATP binding.